Messenger RNA from Phytophthora infestans T30-4, 2743 nucleotides. Its product is annotated as hsp70-like protein. Gene Ontology annotation, biological process: negative regulation of hypoxia-induced intrinsic apoptotic signaling pathway; endoplasmic reticulum unfolded protein response; cellular response to hypoxia. Gene Ontology annotation, molecular function: ATP binding; ATP-dependent protein folding chaperone. Gene Ontology annotation, cellular component: endoplasmic reticulum chaperone complex. The record is from RefSeq and is a predicted model, not a curated record. The transcript has a single exon. Bases 34 to 2685 code for a protein of 883 amino acids. NCBI's taxonomy places the organism in Eukaryota, Oomycota, Peronosporomycetes, Peronosporales, Peronosporaceae.
GGAAACAAGACCAUCACUCUUUCCUCCGAAAGUAUGAAGACUGUGAGGUUGCUACUGCUCUCGCUAUUGGGCGCCGGCCUGCUGGCCACCUCGAUGGUGGAGGCCAUCGUGGCCGGCGUGGACUUUGGUGGUGAGUUCUUCAAGGUGGCGCUCGUCAAGCCCGGUACACCUUUCGAGAUCGUCACUAACGUACACAGCAAGCGCAAAACCGAGACGAUGGUUGCUUUUGACGGUGAUGAGCGUCUCUACGGCGCUGAUGCUGCCACUGUGGGUGUGCGUAGGCCACAGACAGCGUACGCACAGAUCCGCCGCCUACUAGGCACGACACUGAGCGACCCACAGGUCUCUUCCUUACUGGACGAGGAGCACUUCCCUUAUGAGCUCAUUCAGAACGCCACUCGCGGUGGCACUAUCUCGCUAAAGCACGGCAAGGAGCAGACUUAUCAUGCCGAGGAGCUAGUGGCCAUGGUCUUCACUCACGCGCGUCAGAUCACCGACACGUUCGCGGAGGCGCCUGUUAAGGACUGGGUGCUUACAGUGCCUACUUUCUUCUCGCAGGCGCAGCGUCAGGCAAUGCUUGAUGCCGCCGAGAUCUCGGGAGUUCGUGUCCUGUCUCUGAUUAAUGAGAACACGGCUGCGGCUCUGCAACUGGCUGUACACGCAAGCUAUGACCCUGAGGACAAGCCCAAGAAGAUUUUGUUCUUUAAUAUGGGAUCCACUUCAUUGCAAGUGAGUAUUGCCGAGUUCUCUAGUCAAGUGGUGCCCGAUGGCUUUAAGAAGAACAAGACGAUCUCGACCUUCCAGACGAUCAGCAAUGCGUGGGAUGAGUCUCUGGGUGGUGCCAAGUUCGACUUGCGUCUGGCUGAGCACCUGGCCAAGGAGUUUAGUGACAAAAUCGGUGAAGAUAUCCGUAAAGUCGCCCGUCCGAUGGCCAAGAUCCGCGCUCUAGCCAAGAAGACCAAGACGGUUCUCUCGGCCAAUGAGGAGAUCCCCGUGGUCAUGCAAAGUUUGUACAACGACAUUGACUUCUUCACGUCCAUGACUCGAUCCAAGCUCGAGGAGCUCUCUUCGGACCUGUUCGAACGCACUUUGAAGCCUGUGGAGGUGGCUCUGGAGAAGGCUGGCCUGACUGCUGCCGAUAUCGACGAGGUUGAGAUCAUCGGUGGCGGUGUGCGUAUGCCCAAGAUCCAGCAGCAGCUCUCCGAGUUCUUUGACGGCAAGGAUCUGGGUGUGCACCUCAAUGGAGACGAGGCUAUGGCUCUGGGUGCCGCGUUCCGUGCAGCUAACUUGAGUAAUUCCUUCCGAGUGCGUCAAGUGGGGAUGACGGACAUUGCGUCAUACCCGAUCGGUGUGCGUCUCGUCGACUUGUCGGCUACAGAGUCCUCGGACAGCAACAACGAUGAUGAGGUGGAGACCAAGCAGUGGAUGAAGCGAGCGGCGCUGUUCUCCGAGUCGCACCGUCUUGGUCUUCGUAAGUCCGUGUCGUUCUCGCACUCCACUGACAUUUCGUGUACCUUCCGCUACGACAAGCCGUCGAUGCUGCCGGCGGGUGUGAGUGUCCAGAUCGCCAAGUGGAACGUCACAGGCGUGGAGAAGUUUGCUGCUCGCAUGGCUGACAAGAAGUUGGGCGAGCCGAAGGUGACGCUCUCGUUUGAGCUGGACAGCAAUGGUAUUGCUCAGAUUGCGAAGGCGGAGGCCACGCUGGAAGAGGAGGUUGAAGUGGAAGUGGUCGUGAAGAAGGACAAGAAGAGUAAGAAGACGAAGAAGGACGAGAGUGCUGACAGUAGCGCGGCUGGCGACGAGGAGGAAGCCGAGGAGAAGCCCGAGACGAGGAUGGAGAAGCAGGUCGAGACGCAUCGUGAGAAGUUGACGGUCGUGCGAGCCCACGAGACGCGUGAGCCGGAAAAGGACACGAGUGUGAUGCCUAUGAGCGAGACGGUCAAGAAGGAGUCGAUGCGGAUGCUGAACGAGAUGGAGAAGGCCGACAACAAACGUCGCGCCGACUUGGAGGCCAAGAACAGCCUCGAGACGUUCAUCUACAAGGCGCACGACGCGCUGUCCGCCCAGGAGAGCGACAUGAAGCUGGUUACGGUGCCCGAGCAGAUUGAGUCGCUCAAGACGAAACUGGACGAGACGGAGGAGUGGCUGUACGAUGACGGCGACAAGGUGGGGGCUGCUGAGUACAAGAAGAAGAUGGACGCGUUGGACUCGGACCUCAGCGCCAUCCUCUUCCGAGUGGCGGAGAUGAAGGAGCUGCCGAUCGCCAUCAACACUGCGCAGGAGUACGCCUUCAGCACGCGGGAGCUCAUGAACGAGUGGAGCACGAGCAAGCCGCAGGUGACGGAUGACGAGCGUAGUGACGUCGUAGAGAAGCUUGGCGAACUGGAAGCGUGGCUGACGGAGUCCGAGACGUCGCAGAAGGCUGCACCCAAGCACGAGAAGCCGGUGGUGACGUCGGCGGAUGUCGCCAAGAAGGUCCAGGGAGUGAAGAAGUUUGUCGCUGUCCUAGCCAAGCGACCGAAGCCGCAACCAGUCAAGAUCGACAAGAACGACACCGAAGAGGAAGAGUCCAAGGGUGACGCUAAGACUGAGCAAGAGACCUCGAAAGAUGUCGACACGGAGACUGAAUCCGAGGUCAAGGAGACAGAGGAGAAGGAAUCGAUUGACGAGAAGGAUGAAUUGUAGAAAAGACACAGCAAGGAGCUUAUCAAACUAAAGAAUCUUCACCCCUUGCAUCCAGAAA